This is a messenger RNA of Bacidia gigantensis, 1023 nucleotides long. RefSeq lists its product as uncharacterized. The record is from RefSeq and is a predicted model, not a curated record. Lineage: Eukaryota; Fungi; Ascomycota; Lecanoromycetes; Lecanorales; Ramalinaceae. The coding region runs from base 1 to 1023 and encodes 340 amino acids. The transcript has 2 exons. Gene Ontology annotation, cellular component: intracellular anatomical structure. Gene Ontology annotation, molecular function: oxidoreductase activity, acting on NAD(P)H, oxygen as acceptor.
AUGUUUAGAUCUAGGCGCGCUUUAUUGAGACCUGCAAAUUUCUUCAAGCUGUUUCGAAAUCCCCUACUACAGCGCUCAUUCACAAACUCCCGCAACGUCGCCUACUCUUCCCUUGAGAAUCCACCAAAAGGCCAUGACCCACAGAAACCAGAUCGAGACCCUCCAUCACCUCCAUCGCAGGAAAGCGAACAUUUAAAUACCAACAAAGCAGCCGCGAGCUUCCUGGGCACCACCAAACGCCUCCCUGAGUUCAAUCUCACGGACAAAGUCAUCCUUAUCUCGGGAGCAGCCCAAGGCCUGGGCCUAACCCAAGCGGAAGCUGUCCUUGAAGCUGGUGCUACCGUUUACGCCCUCGAUCGCAAGCCAGAACCCUCGCCAGACUACUAUCGGGUCCAGAAGCGGGCAGCGGCGGAACUUGGGACGACGCUGUAUUAUCGCCAGAUCGAUGUUCGGGAUGUGAAGGGCCUGAAUGAGAUCGUAACAGAGAUUGGAUCUAAACAUGGCAAGAUGGAUGGAUUGAUCGCUGCGGCCGGCAUACAGCAAGAGGUCCCAGCGUUGGAGUAUACUGCUGAGGAUGUGAACAAGAUGAUGGAAAUCAACGUGACCGGCGUGUUCAUGACGGCUCAGGCUGUGGCCAAGCAGAUGAUAAGGUUCGGUAACGGGGGCAGUAUGUGUCUGAUCGGGAGCAUGAGCGGUACUGUUGCAAAUCGGGGUCUAAUUUGCCCAGCCUACAAUGCGUCAAAGGCUGCGGUGCUUCAACUCGCUCGCAAUCUCGCUUCGGAAUGGGGAGUGUACGGCAUUCGAGUGAACACCCUGUCCCCUGGCUAUAUCGUGACUGCCAUGGUGGAGGAGCUGUUUAAACUGUACCCUGAGAGGAAGACAGAUUGGCCGUCCCAGAAUAUGUUGGGCAAGCUGAGCAAGCCAGAGGACUUCCGAGGGGCGGCAGUCUUCCUCUUAAGUGAGGCGAGCAGAUGGAUGACGGCCACAGACCUGCGCAUCGAUGGAGGCCAUGCUGCAUGGUAA